UCUCCACGCUUUCGUAUAUAAAUCAAUCAACUCUUUCGCCCCUCUUCGAGCGUCCCUCUCGCUCUACAUACCCUCAAAUUAUUCUAUCCGAGAAAACAUCGGAUCCCUGUCUUUCUCUCUAUUCUGUUGACUCAUUUUGAUUCUCUCUCUUUCUCUCUCUCGAAAUGGGGAAGAACAUUCUGGUGACUGGUGGAGCUGGUUACAUGGGUAGCCACACGGUCCUGCAACUACUGCUUGGAGGAUUCAAUGUUGUGGUGGUCGAUAAGCUAGACAAUUCUUCAGAUAUCGCCAUUAAAAGAGUCACUGAGCUUGCUGGAGAAUCUGGAAAAAACCUUGUUUUUCACGAGGUUGACCUGCGAGAUAAGGUGGCCUUGGAGAAAAUCUUUUCUUCUUCGAGUUUUGAUACUGUCAUUCACUUUGCUGGAUUGAAAGCAGUGGGUGAAAGUGUACAGAAGCCAUUGCUUUACUAUAACAACAAUCUAAUUGGAACUAUUAAUCUCUUAGAAGUGAUGGGUGCACAUGGUUGCAAAAGGCUGGUGUUUUCAUCAUCUGCUACAGUUUAUGGAUCGCCAAAGGAGGUUCCCUGCACUGAGCAGUUCCCACUAUGUGCCACGAACCCGUAUGGGCAAACUAAGCUUUUUAUUGAAGAGAUCUGCCGAGAUAUCUAUCGUUCAGAUUCAGAAUGGAAGAUUAUAUUGCUUAGAUACUUUAAUCCAGUGGGUGCUCAUCCGAGUGGCUAUAUUGGAGAGGAUCCUCGUGGAAUCCCGAACAAUCUCAUGCCUUUUCUUCAACAAGUUGCUGUAGGCCGGAGACCAGCAUUAACAGUAUAUGGCAACGAUUAUUCGACAAAGGAUGGCACGGGGGUCAGGGAUUAUAUUCAUGUUGUGGACUUGUCAGAUGGACACAUUGCUGCCGUACAGAAGCUUGAUGACCCUAGUGUAGGUUGUGAAGUAUAUAACCUAGGGACUGGAAAAGGAUCCUCCGUUUUGGAAAUGGUAGCGGCAUUUGAGAAGGCCUCUGGAAAGAAACUUCCUCUGGUUAUGGCUGUUCGCCGUCCUGGGGAUGCCGAAAUAGUCUACGCAUCCACUGACAAAGCGGCACGCGCAUUGAAUUGGACAGCUAAAUAUGGGAUAGACGAAAUGUGCCGGGACCAAUGGAACUGGGCGAGCAAGAACCCAUGGGGCUAUGGGUCACCUGAUACCAACAACUCAAAAAGUUAACGUAUAGCUCUAAAGCAAAUUAUACUAUACACCAAUGUUGUAUGGUUUAUAGUUUACUGCACAUCGCAAGGGCACUUUUUUUUUGCUGGGUAGAAUAAUGGGGAUUGCAGGGCCCUACCUGUUUGAAUACGUUAGGGAGAACGGAGGCUGUGACCUUUAACUAGGGCACGGUGGUACCACUACGAUGAUCCCAGCCCCAUUCUCAAAACAAGGGCAUUCCAUUUACCCAGAUGGGUGCCCCAUUGGGCUCGGUUAUGGUUGAUCUACACUCUCCCUAUCGAGAAUGGAUGGCGGGCCCCUUUAGUGUACCACAUACCCUGUCUUUAAAACAGAUUCUUUAUAUCUUAGUUACUGAGAUUGGCAUCGUUUCGGGAACACAUUUGUGUUACAAGUUCAAACCACGUCGAUCGAUAAAAAAGUGAAAGGAUUUUCAAA
Messenger RNA from Amborella trichopoda, 1655 nucleotides. Its product is annotated as UDP-glucose 4-epimerase GEPI48. NCBI's taxonomy places the organism in Eukaryota, Viridiplantae, Streptophyta, Magnoliopsida, Amborellales, Amborellaceae. Gene Ontology annotation, cellular component: cytosol. Gene Ontology annotation, molecular function: UDP-glucose 4-epimerase activity. Gene Ontology annotation, biological process: galactose metabolic process. The record is from RefSeq and is a predicted model, not a curated record.